Plasmodium cynomolgi strain B is the source of this 942-nucleotide messenger RNA. RefSeq names its product malate dehydrogenase. NCBI's taxonomy places the organism in Eukaryota, Apicomplexa, Aconoidasida, Haemosporida, Plasmodiidae. Gene Ontology annotation, molecular function: oxidoreductase activity, acting on the CH-OH group of donors, NAD or NADP as acceptor. The record is from RefSeq and is a predicted model, not a curated record. Gene Ontology annotation, biological process: carboxylic acid metabolic process. The transcript has a single exon. Bases 1 to 942 code for a protein of 313 amino acids.
AUGCCAAAAAUUUCCAUGGUAGGAAGCGGACAGAUUGGAGCCAUUGUGGGCCAACUGAUUUUAAUGGAAAAUAUAGGAGAUAUUGUUCUUUACGAUGUAAUGCAAGGUGUACCUCAGGGGAAGAGUCUGGAUUUGAAACACUUUAGUACCAUCGUAGGAGUGAACAAAAAAAUACUGGGAAGCAAUAACGUAGAGGAUAUUAAAGACUCUGAUGUAAUUGUAAUAACAGCAGGUGUGCAAAGGAAAGAAGGAAUGACUAGAGAAGAUCUGAUAGGGAUAAAUGGGAAAAUAAUGAAAAGUGUUGCCGAGUCAGUGAAGCAAUACAGCCCAAAUGCCUUUGUCAUAUGUGUUAGUAAUCCGCUUGAUAUUAUGGUGAAUGUUUUUCAAAAAUAUAGUGGAUUACCACAUCAGCAGAUUUGCGGAAUGGCUGGCAUUUUGGAUACCUCUCGUUUUAGGUCUCUCUUGGCAGAAAAGCUCAACGUGGCUCCAGAAAACGUCAGUCAGGUGUUAUUGGGAGGACAUGGAGAUCUGAUGGUUCCUUUGGUUAGGUACUGUUCAGUUUCAGGCAUCCCCUUAUCAGAGUUUGUAAAAAAAGGACUCAUAACGAAUGAAGAAAUUAAUGACCUUAUUAAAAAGACAAGAGAUAUGGGUGCAGAAAUUAUUAAGCUAUCUAAAUCCUCUGCUACUUUUUCUCCUGCUGCUGCUAUUGUGAAAAUGGUUAAAUCUUAUUUGUACAAUGAGAGUCAGCUGUAUACUUGUGCUGUUUACCUGAAUGGUCUUUACAACUGCUCCGAUUUGUAUGUUGGAUCUACUGCUAUAAUCAAUAGCAGUGGUGCCAAGCCAAUCGAAUUCGCGCUCACUCAGGAGGAGCAGGAGCUCUACGACAAGUCUAUUGCCUUCGUGCGCGAGCACACGCAGAAGGCCUUCGCGCUCAUCAACUGA